Molecule: messenger RNA, 951 nt
Organism: Scheffersomyces stipitis CBS 6054
Lineage: Eukaryota; Fungi; Ascomycota; Pichiomycetes; Serinales; Debaryomycetaceae
Product: dolichyl-diphosphooligosaccharide-protein glycotransferase
Exons: 1
Coding region: 11-850 (279 amino acids)
Biological process (GO): protein N-linked glycosylation
Cellular component (GO): membrane; oligosaccharyltransferase complex
Source: RefSeq, a predicted model, not a curated record
GUAAAACAAAAUGAAGUUGUCUAUUAUAGUUGCAGUUAUUUGCCAAUUAGGGGCAGCUGCUAUGGCAUACACGAUUUCUGAGGGUUCCAUCAAGCUCAAUGACCAAUCGGUCUUUUUCGGCGAGUUCAUGACCCAGGAAAUCAAACACUUGAGUGUAGACUCACCAAAGGAUAAGAUCGAGAUCAGUUUGCAAUUGAAGGAAGUCUUGGAUAAAAGACCCCAGCAGUUGGUUUUGGUUUUGAGCAGUGUUGAAGACUCGGCCUUGGCUGCUCAUUUCGUUCCUGGUUUCACCAGCUCUAGCGAAAUAAAAUUCUCUUUGCCAGCCAGUAAAUUCCCAGAAGUCUUGAAGAUCAAGGAGAAGUUGAAUUUGAAGUUGAUUAUUGCUGAUCCAGCUAGCUCCGGCAAAAAUUUGGUGAAACAGCUUGUUGAGAUUGUGCCUACCGAAGAGUUCAGGGCUACGGCCAAGUAUCAUGAAAAGCCCAGAAUCGGUUACAAACCUGAAAUCCACCACAUCUUCAGAACAGAAGACAAACAGAUCAACGCCAUUGUUCCCUUGGUGUUUAUUGGCGGAGCAGUUGUUUUAUUUUUAGCAUUGAUUGGCUCCUGGUUUGGGUUUAUUGGUGCUGAUUUGUACGGAGCCUUGAAAUACACCUCUGGUGGUCAACUUUUGUUCAAUAUCGGUUUCCUCUUGUCAUUGAUUGGGUACGAAUACAACUUUGUUCAGUACUACUUAGGUCAGUCUAUUUUCACCACUUUGUUCAACGGGGCUCUUCUCUCGUUGCCAUGUAUCUAUGCUGGUGCCAGAGUGUUGAAGAAUCUUUCCAGAAGCAGACAUGCUGGUAAGUUCUAACGGUAAUCAAAAUUCUUCGUUGCACUUACACGUACAGCUAUCAUUAUUAUUAUAUAUUAUUACUAGGUAAGUAUAGAGCAAUGUAUAAUUUGAGACUACUG